AUGGACCCAGAUUUCAGCAUAGUUGGCUUUUCUAACGGCAUUUACUGCCUAGCUAGUUAUGACAGAGAUCGUAGUGAUAUUAUAUAUUUGUGGAACCCAAACAUUAGAAAGUUGAAGAAGCUUAAACUAGCUACUCCCUGUCCUGACAAGUACAGUUAUGUUGGUUUUGGGUUUGUAUUUGAUUCUCAAAACGAUUACUUCAAGAUUCUGAGACUUGUGGCUGCUUGUAAUGACAUUGGUGUGGUUUCAAUUUAUCCGGAGAGUCUAAAUCAGAACAUUCUUGCAAUUAAAGAUGCUAAUUGGUUGGCUUACAUAGCUAAUUCAGUAGAGAGCUUGAUUUUACUUGAUGACGACAUUAAGUUCCAGGGAGUUGGUAGGUACUACAAGGAUGAAUUGAGGAGAUGA
Molecule: messenger RNA, 405 nt
Organism: Quercus lobata
Lineage: Eukaryota; Viridiplantae; Streptophyta; Magnoliopsida; Fagales; Fagaceae
Exons: 4
Coding region: 1-405 (134 amino acids)
Source: RefSeq, a predicted model, not a curated record